UCGGUUAUCUUCAUCUUGCCGAGGCUAUGAAUCGAAUCUAUUCGGAAAACUUCGACUCUGGCAUAACCAUAAUCGGAGACAUUCGGCUAUCUCCGGGUCUGGAGUGGAGGAGCUAGGGCACUUGGGUGUUUGGGCCUGGUUCAAGACCGGAAGUGCGUGGGUUGCCAGGCUGGCUUUGCUUAGGGUUUUCAGGAAACAUGGAAGCUGCUACCCUAGCCGGAGUUGAAAGACUCUUAUGAUCUCUGGACAUCUUCUGAGAGGAAAGGGGAGGAUGUCACUGGAAUCAUCUUCCUCUUCACUAUCACCAUCCUUCCCUUCUCCAUUACCCUCAGUACCAGAUAGUAUUAGCAAUUCUUCCCCUCCUCCCAUGUCUUACAUCACUUCCCAGGAAAUGAAAUGUAUUCUUCACUGGUUUGCCAGUUGGUCAGCUCCCCAGCGUGAAUGUUUUCUACAGGACCUGGUAGCUAAAGCAGUGCCAGGAAAACUACAGCCCCUGGUGGAUGGUCUAGAGCAGCUUAGUGUGUCUGGGCCAAAUCGACCACCUUGCAUAUUUGAGUGCCAGCUCCGUCUUUGGGAUCAGUGGUUUCGAGGUUGGGCUGAACAAGAGCACAAUGAAUUUGUCAGGCAGCUGGAGGUCAGUGAGCCAGACUUCGUGGCAAAGUUUUACCAAGCAGUGGCUGCUACAGCUGGAAAGGAUUGAUCAAGAAAGUAACCACAGCUAAUUGAACCAAGGACAUGACUGCAGUGAGAACUCAAUGGAGAUGUGUUGCUUAAAGAUUUAGGGGGUGGCAUGAUCUGACUGAACUUGCUGAUGAACACAGGCAUCGUUUUUUCAGCAUAACAAUGGUAUAUCAGGUGGACUCCUUGUGUCAACAUAAUCCAUGUAAGCAAAUCCUGAUUGUGUCAGGCACCUU
Messenger RNA from Jaculus jaculus (lesser Egyptian jerboa), 914 nucleotides. RefSeq names its product chromosome unknown C14orf119 homolog (gene CUNH14orf119). The transcript has a single exon. Bases 236 to 700 code for a protein of 154 amino acids. NCBI's taxonomy places the organism in Eukaryota, Metazoa, Chordata, Mammalia, Rodentia, Dipodidae. The record is from RefSeq and is a predicted model, not a curated record.